Molecule: messenger RNA, 1227 nt
Organism: Lactuca sativa (garden lettuce)
Lineage: Eukaryota; Viridiplantae; Streptophyta; Magnoliopsida; Asterales; Asteraceae
Biological process (GO): DNA repair; telomere maintenance
Molecular function (GO): DNA helicase activity
Source: RefSeq, a predicted model, not a curated record
AUGACAUCGAGAAUAAAAAAGCUACAUAAAGAAAAUAAUGACCAUAAUGAAAUUGUUGAUUUUUACAAUUGUCGUUAUAUUUCUGCUUAUGAGGCUUGUUGGAGACUUUUUGGGUAUGAUAUGCAUUAUAGAACAACUCCUGUUGAAAGGUUGUCAUUUCACCUUGAAGACAAACAACCUAUUGUGUUUCAAUCAUCCCAACAUGUUACUAAUGUUGUUUCUAAACCCACUAUUGUUGCUUCUCAAUUUUUGGCUUGGAUGGAAUGUAACAACUAUGGUGAAAAGGCACGAAAGUUAUCAUACGUUGAAUUCCCAAGUCAAUAUAUGUGGAAUAAAUCAAAUAAAGUAUGGACAAGAAGAAAAACAAAGACAAAGUCACUUGGUAGAAUUAAUCACUUGUCUCCCAAGUCUAGUGAUGUUUCUUACUUACACAUUUUGCUCAACAAAGUAAAAGGUCCUACUUGCUAUAAAGAUAUCAGGAUAGUUAACGGGACCGUUUAUGAAUCUUACAUAGAUGCUUGUUACGCUCUUGGUCUAUUAGAAGAUGAUAGAUAUCUAUCCCGACCUCAUCGUGUUUUUAAAGAGACCUAUAAUUGUCGUUCUGAUGAUGAACAAGAAAUUGGCGUAACAUGCUUGAAGCUAAAACCGGAAGCAAUUUUCCACCUUACGUUGUCAUACAUUGAGAAAUAUUUAUUGAGUUGUGGACUGAGUCUGAAGCAAAUACCCAAUAUGUCAUUACCUGAUCAUAAAUAUAUUCAAGAUUCUUGCAAAAUGUUAAUUCAAGAUGAGCUUAAUUAUGAUCCGUCCAUUCUUGAAGUCGAAUAUCAACAACAGCAUUCCAAAUUAAAUGUCGAGAAAAAAAUAUCUAAAGGUGAAAUUGUUAUCAACGUUGCUUCAAGCGGAAUUGCAGUACGCUUGCUCUUUGGUGGUGGGAAAGGGCAUUCAAGAUUUCAUAUACCAAUCAACUUAAAUGAGAAUUUGUUUUGUUCUAUUACGCCAGGUAUUAUUGGUGGCCCUAAUGAUGAUGAAGUUGAAGUUAAAUUUCGAGAAUAUGUUAUCAUUCCCUCUACGGGUGACCAUAUUCAUUCAAUUGUAUCCACCAUUUAUUCAUCCUUUCAGAACCAUCUUGUUGAUCCUUCAUAUUUUCAAGAUAAAGCUAUUUUGGUCCCUACAAAUGAAGAAGUCGAUACUAUCAACGACUACAUGUUAGAAUUGAUGAAAAGAUGA